AUGAGGACUUUCCAAAGUGCGCUUCUGGCUGUCGUGCUCAGCUUGUCGUUCGGCAAUGUCGAAGCAUUCUGGCGAAUGGUCUGUGGGACCGUCCAGGUGGGACGAAUUGAUCCUAUCAUCUCCCCUGGUGGAAUUGCUGGUCACUGUCAUACCAUUGCUGGCCCCAAUAACAUCAACACUACUUCGACGUUUGACAGUCUCCAAGCAGCAUACUGCACCUCGUGCAGUGUUCAGAAGGACAAGAGUGCUUACUGGACGCCAAACCUGUACUUCCGACACUCCAACGGCUUAUUUGAAGAAGUGCCCCACGAUGGUACUGUUGUCUACUAUCUUGACCGCGGAGUUGGCGCAAGCGAUAUGACUCCUUUCCCACCUGGAUAUCGCGUUCUUGCUGGAGAUGCGGCACUUCGCUCCUACAAUACUGCCACCAUGACGUAUGGCAAUAAAUCGUAUGGCGGUGAGCCCGUCGCCAACCGUGUCAGCUACGCCUGCCUAGACAGCAGUGGACCUAUGCCAGAAACGCCAGGCUUUGCUCGGACGAAAUGCAGCUCUGGACUGCGAGCUCAAAUUCACUUUCCAAGCUGCUGGGACGGUGUCAAUCUCUACAAGUCUGAUCAGAGCCAUGUUGCAUAUCUUUCUGGCAUUGACAAUGGCAUUUGCCCGCCUACCCAUCCCAAAACGUUCCCCCACUUAUUUUUCGAGGUCAUCUACUCUGUGAACAGCAUUGACCAAUCUGAUGGUGGAUAUUUUGUCUUCUCGAAUGGUGACACUACCGGCUACGGCUUUCACGGUGACUUUCUGAAUGGAUGGGAUCAAGGAGUCUUGGAAACUGCUGUCAAGCGUUGUAUGGGGGCUAACGCAACCAACGCUGGUCAAAUCGGUCUUUGCCCACCAUUGGCCGCUUCCGUCGACCCCUUCUUCAGCCGGAACUGUCCAGAGCUGCCCCCAACUGUGAAUGAGACUGUCAAAGGCAUGCUCAAGGUUCUUCCCGGAUGUAAUCCACCAACAGGAGGUCCCGGCCGAGCCCAGCAAAAUAUAUGCCCUGUCCAACCCGCACUCAACUAUGUUGAUAACCAAGAUUUCAAGAAUCGCUCCGUUGCUAUUCCAGGAGAUAAGGUUGGCAAUUUCUCGUACCUGGGAUGUGCCUUCGACACUGGCAAUGGCCAGCCUCGACCUUUAGCAGGCAUGAGCUAUUCCAAUCAAACUGCAAUGACGAUCGAUUCGUGCACCGCCUUUUGCAAAAAGAACGGCUACGCAAUGGCUGGUCUAGAAUACGCGUCACAAUGCUACUGCGCGAGUGCUCUUAGCCAGGCCAUCCAACCUCAGCUGACUUGUUCAUCUCAAUCAUACAUGAUUUGCACAGGCGAUAGCUUUCAGUUUUGUGGCGGGCAAGGCCUCAUGCAAAUUUGGAGCGAUGAUUCAUACACUGGGCCUGCGUUGAAGGGUCUUCCCGUUGCCGAUCAGACGACCCUACCUCUUCUCAACGGCGAUAAUGCGACGUAUAGAGGCUGCUACAAGGAAGGAGUUGGUACAAGAGCUCUAAGUGGUACUUCGUACUCGAACAACACUGGCAUGUCAUUGGAAAACUGUGCUGCGUUUUGUCAACGAGGAAAUUUCGCACUUUUCGGUACUGAGUACGGCCAAGAGAGAGUCCUACAAGGAAAUUGCUCCUCCUUCUGCAGCGGCGAUAAGACUGAAUUCUGUGGCGGUGGGUCACGCCUCUCAGUGUGGUCGCGGGGCUCAUAUAGCCAACCACCAUCAUCUUCGAACACCGCCAGCACCCCCACUGGGACUCAAUCAUCUACUACCAUGAGUAACUCUGCAACAGCAGUGCCCGCUGCAUCCGGCAUUGUUUACAUGGACUGUUAUAGCGAAACACAAGGGACCCGUGCACUUUCACAAUCUUUCACCACCUCAAGCCAGAUGACUGUCGACCUCUGUGCCCAGAGAGCGCAAAGCCUGAAUCUACCAUUCUUCGGGCUUGAGUUCGCAUCCCAAUGUCUGGCUGGUCAUGUGAUCAGCGAAGGAAGCUCGAUCAUUCUGUCGUCGAAGUGCAACAUGGCCUGCAACGGCAAUUCUUCCCAGACCUGUGGUGGACCGAACGCCAUCUCCAUGUAUAACAACACCCUGUACGUAAAGCCCAGCAACCCGGACCCAGUGAACGUCCCCAAUCAGCCUGGCGUCCAUUACGGCUACUUUGGCUGCUACGCCGAACCGGGAACUUCACGUGCACUGGGCAGCACAUCCAGCCUGGCCAGCUUCGCGACCGAGUCCUCGACGAUGAGGGUGGAAGCCUGUGCCGCCUUGUGCUUCAGCAAGGGCUACAAUUGGAUGGGCGUCGAGAACGGGAACCAGUGCUUCUGUAACGGCGCAGGUGUGAUCAACAACGCUGUCGCCCUUCCCGACGCCGACUGCAACACUCCCUGCGUCGGCAAUCUCAAACAGAACUGCGGCGGUACCUCCAAGCUGAAUGUUUACCAGCUGAAGAGCGGCAACAGCCGCUUCGCGGCUGGAGGCAGGCGCACGAGUACCACCAAAUCUGCACAAGCCACACAGCCAACCUCCUCGAAGCGGCCCACGAGACGGUAUCGUACUUGGUGA
Molecule: messenger RNA, 2601 nt
Organism: Exophiala aquamarina CBS 119918
Lineage: Eukaryota; Fungi; Ascomycota; Eurotiomycetes; Chaetothyriales; Herpotrichiellaceae
Exons: 3
Coding region: 1-2601 (866 amino acids)
Source: RefSeq, a predicted model, not a curated record